Molecule: messenger RNA, 1431 nt
Organism: Plasmodium relictum
Lineage: Eukaryota; Apicomplexa; Aconoidasida; Haemosporida; Plasmodiidae
Product: translation initiation factor EIF-2B gamma subunit, putative
Exons: 10
Coding region: 1-1431 (476 amino acids)
Biological process (GO): cytoplasmic translational initiation
Cellular component (GO): guanyl-nucleotide exchange factor complex; eukaryotic translation initiation factor 2B complex
Molecular function (GO): translation initiation factor activity; guanyl-nucleotide exchange factor activity
Source: RefSeq, a predicted model, not a curated record
AUGUCAAAUUUAAAUUAUUCAAGGGUUCCUGCCGGUGCUUUUAUUGAAUUUCAGGUAGUUAUUUUAACUAACGAUGAAAAUAACUUUACAAAUGAAUUAUGUGAUAAUAAAUGUAAAGCGUUAAUAAAAAUAUGUAAUAGAUGUAUGAUUUAUUAUAUUAUUAAAAAUAUUAUUGAACAAAAAUUAAAAUAUAUUACCAUUGUUGUUAAUGGAAAAUACUAUAAUGAUAUGGUUAAUUAUAUAAAUGAAGCAUUUCCUGAUAAUUAUAAGUUUGAUGAUAAAAAAAGUAAAAAUAAUUACUGUAUAGACAUUGAAUCUUAUUCUACUAAUGAUAACGAGGAUAUUGGAUCUAUUCAAUGUUUAUUGCAAAUAAAAAAUAAAAUAAAAACAGAUUUCAUUGUCGUUAGUUGUGAUCUUCUUGGAUUUGUUGAUUUUCAUUCACUAGCAAAUUUAUUUAGAGGAGAAAAUGCCAUGUGUGGAAUAUUGUUAUUGGAGGAUGAUCAGGCAAAGAGCACUGACAAAAAAAAAAAAGAAAUCAAAGAAGAAUAUUUAAAUUUAGAAAAUAACAUAUGGGUAUGUAUCGAUAAAAAUAGUAGAGUUGUUAGCAUAAAAGAUUCGUUAUCAAUGAAGCAAAACGGAAAAUUAAAAAUAAGUAAAAUAAAUAUAUUGCUUCAUAAAAAUUUUCUUCUGAAAACAGAUUUAUUAGACAGCCAUGUUUACAUUUUUAAGCAUUAUGUUUUGAAUAUAUUAGAAGAUAAAAAAAAUAAAUUCACAAGUAUAAAGUAUGAUUUAGUACCUUAUUUAGUAAAAAUACAAAAUAUCCCCAAAUCUUCUAGAUAUUCAAAAUCCGAAUUUAAAUUUAAUAUGUAUAAUACAUUAAUUGAUAAAUAUGAGGGUGUUGAUGAUAACAAAGAAAUAAAAAAAGUAUUACCAAUAUCAGAUAUUGUUGAUAAUCAAGAAAAUAUUGAAAGUGUUGUUUGUUAUGUACAACCUAAGACUACUGGAUUUUGUCAAAGGAUUAAUAACAUACCUAAUUUCUUUAAAGCUAAUUUACUUUUUUGUGUUACUAGACAUGAUCAAUUAAAAAAUGUUUUGCCACCUUAUUGUUUUUUUCUCUUAACUGAAAAAAAUCAAUCUUACAGGGAUUGUAUAAUAAGUAGUCAUUUUAAUCAUGAAGAAAAUGUAUUUUUGAAAAAAUCAGUUCUUGGAAAAAAUAUUAAUAUAAAAAAAAAUACUUCUAUUAAUAGAAGUAUCUUAAUGGAUAACAUAACAAUUAACGAAAAUUGUGUAAUUCAAAACUCAAUUAUUUGUGAUAAUGUUGUUAUUGAAAAUAAUUGCAAAUUAAUUGAUUGUAUUGUAAAAGAAAACAGUACAAUUGAAAAGGAUAGUAUUUUUGAAAAAGAAACCUUACCACUAUUUAUUCCUUCAUAG